Molecule: messenger RNA, 2622 nt
Organism: Styela clava
Lineage: Eukaryota; Metazoa; Chordata; Ascidiacea; Stolidobranchia; Styelidae
Product: lamina-associated polypeptide 2, isoforms beta/delta/epsilon/gamma-like
Molecular function (GO): DNA binding
Source: RefSeq, a predicted model, not a curated record
ACAGUUUUAUAGUAAAAAAUAUUUACGUCAUUUUUUUAACCAAAUAGGCACCGUACCGGUAACGACGUCGUAUUGUUCUAAAUUACAGUCAAUUUUUCUGAAUUUUUGAGACAACGAGCAGUUAAAACGAGUGGAAUUCGUUUUUCCGCAAAAUGCCGAAUAUAUCAAAACCUGAAAAAUUGACAAUCAGAGAAUUGAAACAAGAGCUUGAAAAAAGAGGUGUAACAUUACCACAUCCGCAGGCAAAAAAGAUAGAAUACGUAAAUUUAUAUAAAAGGGAAUUUAACCUAAAAAAAGAAGCCGGUUUUUCCUCAGACGACGAACCAACUAUAAGAAUAACAAGAUCUAAGAUUAUGCAGUCAGAGAGCCAUAACACAAACAUCAAGCCUAGUCCAGAGCUAGAAAUGGAAAAGAAUUUGUUAGUUGGCGAUUCAGAUGUUUAUGAAAAAGAUGUUAAAAACAACAUGGAUAAAGCUAAAAAGACUUCUAUCAGGAUAAGUCCACGUAGAAAGAAGAGAACAUCACGUUUGAUUGAGGAAUACGACGGGGCGACACCACUAGGAGUGGGAGAUAGUUCAGGAGAUGAGAAGAAUACUCCCCACCACGAGGUCAGAGUUCACCUAAAGAAGUUGGAUAUAGAUCAAGACGAUAUGACAGUCGAUGAAAUUGAAAUUACUGCUCUGUCAGACGCAGACUUGCGUUCAGAACUUCAGAGAAACGGGAUUAAUGCUGGACCUAUUGUUGCUUCAACUCGCAGAGUUUAUGAAAAACGACUCGAAAAACUUCUCUCUGGAGCCGGUGACAGCCCGAUUUCGAAUGGAGGAGAGAAAUACAGCGAUGAAGAAUCUUCUGCAGAAGAAGAGGAAGAAGAACCAGUUGUCAUGGAAACAAGGAAGUCGACCAGAACAACAACUCUGCAGUAUAGUGCCAAUAGAGAGUUCUCCUCAGCUCCCAAUCUUACGGCUCUAAAAUAUCAAGAAAAGCCUUCUAACCCAGCAAUCAAACGCUCACCCCCAAUUUCGAUCCCCAAGUCAAAGCCCCUCAUCAAAAAACCGACCCCCAACCUUCCUGACUCAGCCCCUAUACAGAGCCCCGCAUGGGUCAACAUAUCUAUGACUGAUGAUGUAAAUAAAACCCUCCCCGCGGGGGGUAAAAAAGAUGAUUUUCGGUCGCAAUCAUUUCACACUAGGAGCUAUGACGCUUUUCAACGUGGCGUACAUACUGAUAAAAAACAUAGUGGUGGCUUACAAUUGUCUGCGACACAUAAUUCCUACAUAGAUGUGGUAAAUCAGUCAACAACCGUGAGCGCUGUUGCUGAUACCGAUACUACCAUGUCGUCUUUGCGUCUGGACGAGACGAGUGCGUCUGAUUUUAGCGUGAUUGAAAAUGAUUUGGAAGCGACUUUAAAAAAUGCGGAGGACGUGCUAAACAGCACCGAAAUCAGUUUGAAAUCUUUCCCACGCGGCAAAAAUGAUCAGCCUUACCAACCAUCAACCUCUCACCUUACUCGUGACCUUUUGUCUCCGAAUCUUUCGAAACUGGACUACGCUAAAAGAAUUCAGAGAAUAUGUGGAAGUGCAACACGACGUCGACCAAUGAGAUCUCAACAUCUAGAGAGAAGAGAAGAGGGAUAUCAAGAGGACACUGUGAGGACUGAACCCGUUCCUGCACCCUCUAGUGGUGAGAAAACAAAGACGUUGAAAUCUGAUCGACGAUGGAUUCCAGUGUGGGUGCAGAUCUUGAUUGUGAUCCUACUGGCUGUUUUCUUCUACCUCGUUGUACAAUCCAUGGAAUCAAACCCACAGAAAAAAAUCACUGGACUGUGAAAUUGGCAGGGCUUGAAUUCAAAUAGAAUUUUGGAAUUUUGAAACAGUUGAAACUGCAGGGUUAAAAAUUUGUAGAUUUUCUCAAAAGUGUGCAUUAUAUUGAAAGCCAAAAAAUACUGUAUAUUUUUGCACAGCAUUGUUCCAGUUGAACUGUUUUGCCAUACUGCAGGGCUGCAUUGAACUUUUUUUGAACAAAAAGUCAGCCAACUUGUAUGGAACAUUGUCACAAUAUUGCAGGGAUAAAAUUUUUAUUUUUUAUAUUCGAGCAAUAACUGCUUGAACAGACUUGUUGUUAUAAAUCGCAGAGCUCGUGUUGCACCCUGAUUUGUAAUAGUGCAGGGCUGAAAUGAGUAAACUUAUACAUGGCUUGUGAUGCACAUUAUUUUGCAAUGAAGCAGAACUAAAGCUUCUUUGUUAACUGCAGGGCUGAAACGAUCGUUUCUUUAUUUAAUAUGAACAAAAGCGUAUUAGUCAACCUAUUGCUACAGAACUAAUGUUGCAUUUCAUCUUUUUUCAUUAUUACAAGGUUAGAAAUGAGCAUAUUUUCAGAACAAAUUACAUACUAGUCGAUUGAUUGCUAAAGAGCUUAUGAUGCAUAUUAUAUUUUUUUCAAUAUUACAGGGUUAGAAAUGAUCACUUUUUAGAAGAAAAUCAGCGGAAUGCCUAUAUAAAAUGUACAUAGCCUUGUUUAACAUUUCACUUACAAUACUUUCAUUUACAACCAACUAAUUCAGGUAUAUUUAUUGUCGUUCUAGAAUUCCUAAAUAAACUUGUUCUUGUUCUGAUGAACCCAUUA